AUGCCGGCUGUGAAGCUGGAGCGAGUUGGGCGAGUUGCCAGAAUUCUGUUGAAUAUGCCAGAGAAGAUGAACGCCAUGACAUCACAGCUUGUGGACGAUUUUGGCAAGGUUCUGGACAAGAUCAGAACAGACGCUUCUGAAUAUGGUGCUGUUGUAAUCACCGGUGCCGGCAACUCGUUCUCAGCCGGUGGUGACCUCGCAUGGUUGAAGCUGCGCGGCAAAGACACACCCUCCAGAAAUUCGCAGAUCAUGCAUGACUUCUACCACCGAUUUUUAGCCAUUCGAUCCCUGCCUUUGCCGGUCGUGGCUGCAAUCAAUGGACCCGCUGUUGGGGCUGGCAUGUGCCUGGCGAUGGCAUGUGACAUCCGCAUUGCCUCACAAAGUGCAAAGAUGGGCUUUCCUUUUGUCUCCCUUGGACUCCAUCCGGGAAUGGGUGCGACUCAUCUCAUUCAAUCCGUCGCCGGCUUUGAAACUGCCUACAGGCUGCUUCUCACAGGAGACUUGGUGAAUGGGCUGGAAGCCAAAGAGCUUCGCCUGGUGUCGCAAGUGGCAGCUGAUGGGCCGACAGCCCAAGCCGAAGCCAUGGAGCUCGCCGGGCGCAUUGCCCUCCAAGCUCCCGUGGCGGUCAGGUCCCUGGUGCGCUCUCUCCGCCGCAAGCAAGAGGAGGGACUCGAGGCCGCCCUUUGGCGCGAGGCGGAUGCCCAAGCACACUGCUACGCAACCCAUGACCUCUCGGAGGGUCUCAAGGCGUCCCUCGAGCGCCGCCCACCGCGCUUUGAGCUCAACGAGAGCUAUGCGGACGUGGAUCCACCCCCGAAGCCCAAGAGAGAUGCGCUCAGCCAGCUUCUUGCAGAGGCACAGGCGAAGCAGGCGGCCAAAGAUGAUGCCGCUGCCAGGAAGCGAGAGCGAAGGAAGCGGAAUCGUCAAAAGGCGGAAACCGCUGAGACCCAUGCGGUUGCGCAAAUUGACUCCGCCACACUUGCAAAGGCGACCAAAACAAGUAGUCCGGAGGCCACGAUGAACGCCGCAAGUCAGGGCAGUGCUUGGACAAAGAGCGCCGGCGGAAGCCGCAAGGCUGUGAUGCCGCCCAAGGCGCCGAAUGUUGGUAGCCUGCGGACUGAGAAAGGGCUUGCGGAGCUCAAUGAGCUGCUUUCAUCCAGGUCCUAUGUUGGCGGCACCAUAGUUGCUACAGCAGAGGACAUGACGUUUUUUGCCCAAGUUCCUUCUCGGCCAGAUCGACAGAAGUACCCCCACCUGCUGAGAUGGUACAACCAUAUCGCGGGAUUGCGAGCCCGUCAUGCUCCAUACCACGUUUGGCCAGGGCAGACGAAGACCUCGCAGGACAGCGAACCAGCAGGGCAAGAGACAAAGAAGGGGCCGCGCGCACCCGGCAAAGAGAAGCAGGUUCUGCCCUUCGACUGUAAGGUCGAGGCUGUCGAGGAUCGGCGCCAGGUCCAGGGAGACGAUUCGGUGAAACGAGGGGCAGGAGGCACCUGCUUUCCCUCCGCUGAAAAGGGUCCCUACGGCCGGUACUACAUCACGACCGCCAUUAACUAUUGCAACGGCUGGCCACACAUAGGUCAUGCCUAUGAGGCGCUCACCUCAGACGUUUUUGCCAGGUACCAUCGACUGCUCGGGCAGGAUGUGUUCUUCAUGACAGGUGCUGAUGAGCACGGGCAGAAGAUUGCGCAAGCUGCAGAGAACGAGGGCCUCCAGCCCCAAGAGAUCUGCGACCGCUACUGCAUUGGCUUCAGGGCGCUAAACCAGCGCUUAAAUGUGUCAAAUGAUUUCUACGUUCGCACGACUGCCGACCGCCACAAAGUUGUUGCAAGGUCAGUCUGGGAUAUUUGCAAGAAGAAGGGGGACAUCUACCUCGACCGCUACGAGGGUUGGUACAUGGUCCGGGAGGAGCGGUUCAUCACGGACCAGGAGGCACAGGAGUUCAAUUUCAAGGACCCCACCUCCGGAGCACCCUUGAAGAAGAUGUCUGAGCCCAGCUUCUUCUUCCGCCUCUCGAAGUACCAAGAGAAGGUGAUCAAGCUGAUCGAGGAGCAGCCGGAGUUCAUUCAACCAGCUCAGUACAGAGGAGAGAUCCUGGAGCGGCUGAAAUCCAUCGAGAUCCUCAUCGUGGGAGCCGGCGUGACAGGCUCCAUGCUGGCCUUGCUCGCAAAGGACAUGGGCCUCUCCGUGCGCGUGCUGGAGAAAUCGCGUGGUGCUGGCGGCCGGAUGGCGACCUACGGCUACCGUCAUGGUGAUCGGUCUUCUCCGUUGCUUGCGCAAGCAGAUCUUGGGGCACAGUACAUUACAACCAGAAGCUCGCCAGACCAUCCAGUUCUGGGUCCGCUCUACAAGCGCCUUCUGGAUGCCGGUGUCCUGAAGCCUUUCACCGCUGAGAUUGCAGGUCCAAAUCCGUAUGGAGCUGCAAGUUCAGAUGUGCGCCACUUUACAGCUCCGAACGGAUUGAAAUCCGUCUCGCAGUAUCUGCUGGAGUCAUCAGGUGUGCCCGUAGAUUGGGGAGUAGCGGUGGACGACUUGACAUUGUCAGAGGCCGGGGACGUCUCCGUGUCAGUCAAGGAGGGGUCGCUGCCUGCAGACGCUGCGACAGCCAGCGUUGUGGUGUUGACACAGCCCCCCCCACAAGUCUUGGGGGCCAGCAAGUUUGGAAUGCGCGGCAGCUUUCUGCAGCACACACCAGAGACGGUCUCGACAAGCCUCAAGAAGGUGGAGUACUCCUCGCGGUUUGCCGUGGCAUACUUCUUCGACAAGUCUAAGGUCACUUGGCCUUUCACCUGGACUUGCCAGUACUUUGACAAAGGCGACGUUCGCUACGUGGCGCAUGAUUCAGCAAAACGACACUCGACACACGAGACAAUGAUCUCGGUGCUGGUGCACAGCGGGGUUCCCCUGGGCAUCGAGCUUCAGGAUGAGGAGGAGGGCACUGACCCCUUCCCAACGGCCGCUGCGCGGCUGCAGCGCGACCUCGAGGCGAAGCUGCCUGAGCUGCCUUGGGCUGGAGCAGAGGGAUCGAAGGUCCACAAGUGGAAGUACAGCCAGGUCUACAAAGGCUUUGGUGGUGCAAGGCUUGCACCUGACUGGGCCUGGAAUGUGGAGGAAGCCAAGGAGGCAGCGCCUGGCUGCGUCCCCCUCUUCCGGACAGACAAGUCCCUCGGCCUUCUUUGCGGAGAUGCCAUGGCUCCUGCGGGCAAUUUCGAGGGAUGCGUUUACAGCGCACACAAAGCCGCAGAAGCCUUGCGAGCGCACUUCUGCAAGAGCGUGCCGAGCCUGCAAUCAGCUGUGCAAGUAGACUUCCACCCUUCCAGCACAGGGUCGCCGGACGUGACCGGAACCAUGAGCAUAGCGGCUUGCGACAGCAAAGAGUGCUUCGGCUUCCUCUCCUCGGAGGACGGGAUCGAUCCCAAGAAGCCGCUGAGCAGAUUCUGGCCUGCCAACAUGCACAUCGUCGGCAAGGCUGACUUGACACGGAACUUGGGACCUUUCUCCCCAGAUCAUUUAGCACAGGAUAUCCAUUGGUUUCACACGGUUAUCUGGCCAGCGAUGCUCAUGAGCGCAGGAAUUCCACUGCCUAAAAGCGUGGUGGUGCACGGUUUCAUUGCUGGCGCUGAUGGCCGCAAGAUGUCCAAAAGUCUGGGGAACGUCGUGGACCCGCAUGACAUGCUGGACAAGUUUCCCUGUGACACCCUGCGAUGGUACUUCUGCCGUGAGGCGGCCUUCGGGGACGAUGUCAGGUUCAGUGAGGACUCCCUCCGCCUGAUGCACAACGCCGAACUCUGCGACAACCUGGGAAACUUGGUGAAUCGUGCGGUGAACCUCAGCGGCGGCUCCGUGCCCCGCUGUGACGUCGAGGUGUCCCUUCCUUUCGACCUCAAAGAGCUGAAAGCCUCGGUCUCCGAGGCCUUCGAAGCCUACCGGCUUUCGGACGCGGCCGACCUCACUGUCCGGGCGGCAGCGGCGACGAACAAGUGGAUCGCGGACCUCGAGCCCUGGAAGAUGAAGGCAGAGGAUCAGCAGGCGCGCCGGAGUGCAUGCCUCCGCAAGCUGCUGGAGGCGGUCUACGCUUUGGCCCACUUCUUCGCACCCUUCAUCCCUGUGGCUGCAGAGGCGAUCUUCGGGAAAGUUGGCCAGCCGCCAAGGCCCAUCCCCGACUUGCGCGAUGACUUUGCCAACCUCGAGGAUGGCAAGGAGGUCAAGGCCACCUCCUUGCUCUUCAGCCAGCUGGAGGUGAAGAAGGUGGACGUGGACGCCGCGACGGAAAAAAAGGCUGAAGCAAAAGCCAAAGCCGACUCGAAAAAGAAGUAA
Symbiodinium necroappetens is the source of this 4317-nucleotide messenger RNA. Lineage: Eukaryota; Dinophyceae; Suessiales; Symbiodiniaceae. The record is from the annotation of a GenBank genome assembly.